CAGCUAUUAAUGGCCGAAGCAAUUCUCAGUCUGAGCCCCCAUAAUGGCUGGUCGUCAAGGCUCAAAUUUGUAGACAAGAGACGAGCUCACUGGAUCUUGCAGCUUCUCGGGUCUGGACUGGCUUUGGCCGGUUGCUUCAUCAAGAUCCUCGACAAGAAUAUCCAUUGGGAUACUUUGCAUGGACAGUUUGCACUGGUGUCCAUGGUGUUUACAACAGUGUCGCUAGUAAACGGCCUCACUUCGCUCUACGCUUACGAGCUCAGCAAGUUCCGCUUGUCACCCAGCCUCUCCAAGCUCACCCACAUCAGCUUCGGCACCGUGGGUUUCGCCGCUGCUUCCAUCUCCCUCUGCUACGGCUAUGACAAAGCCCAGUUUAGGACCUGGGCAUCUGACAAUUUUACCACAGCGAUGAUCAGUUUUGCUGCCGCUUUAACCUUUAUUAUCAUCAUCAACCCGUUCAUUACCUUCUUUAAUAAAAGUCGAGGAUUAUUUAAAAAUAAUUAAU
Cydia splendana is the source of this 505-nucleotide messenger RNA. RefSeq lists its product as uncharacterized. The transcript is spliced from 2 exons. Gene Ontology annotation, molecular function: heme binding; transmembrane monodehydroascorbate reductase activity. The coding region runs from base 10 to 504 and encodes 164 amino acids. The record is from RefSeq and is a predicted model, not a curated record. NCBI's taxonomy places the organism in Eukaryota, Metazoa, Arthropoda, Insecta, Lepidoptera, Tortricidae.